AUGGAGGUUCAUGGGCGCUCUCUCGUCCUAUCUCCUGCUCGUGGGGCCAAUACCUUAGUUGCGGCCGCAGUGCUGAUCGCGUUCGCAUAUACUCUCUCCUUCAUGAUCACCUGUUUCCAGUAUGACCAACAGGACUAUCUGCUCCAUUCUGUCUUCCUUCCGUGUCUCGCAUGCGACUUGAUCGGACUGUUGAAUGUCCUCCUGAACAUCUUCGGCCGAGACCUGUUGCCUCUUGACCGUCUCGAGAUCGUGUGUAUCUCCCUCCCCAGCGCGUUUGCGUUCGUCUACGCCAUCGGCGCCCUGUGGAUCUGGGCGCAGCAGACCAUCGACGCGAUGCCCGACCAGGGCACCCCGCUGCUCACGGAGGAGGAACAACAGCGACAGCAGCUCCUCCGUCUGCUCCAGGAGGAUAACGGAUCGAAAAAGCGACGGAGUCGGAAAUCUGCGCAGAGUACCUUUUCGGUGCAUGUUCCGGAGCGCAUCAAUCCUGGGAAAGGUUGGAGUACCUUUAUCCCGACGCCAUCGCCUCGAGAGGAAGGGUAUUAUAGUUGA
Molecule: messenger RNA, 552 nt
Organism: Aspergillus terreus NIH2624
Lineage: Eukaryota; Fungi; Ascomycota; Eurotiomycetes; Eurotiales; Aspergillaceae
Exons: 3
Coding region: 1-552 (183 amino acids)
Source: RefSeq, a predicted model, not a curated record